CUCUCCGCCGGUACUGGCUCACGAGCCACCGCUGCUUCCGCAGUCGAAUCCAUCAUGGACCGUCUUCACACUACCGGAGAUGCUUGCGUAGCCCUCAAAUCUUUGAUCAUCGUCCACCACAUCGUCAAACACGGCCGCUUCAUCCUCCAGGAUCAGCUCUCUGUUUUUCCUUCUUCCGGUGGCCGUAAUUAUCUGAAACUUUCCGGUUUUAGAGAUGAGAAAUCUCCUUUGAUGUGGGAGCUUUCUUCUUGGGUCCGAUGGUAUGCUUUAUAUCUUGAGCAUCUAUUAUCAACUUCAAGAAUCAUGGGAUUUUUCAUAUCUUCGACAUCGAGCACAAUUCACAAAGACGAAUACGAAGAAAUGGUUUCGUCUCUCACCAACUCUGAUUUGCUUCGUGAGAUGGAUGCGCUC
This is a messenger RNA of Camelina sativa (false flax), 411 nucleotides long. The record is from RefSeq and is a predicted model, not a curated record. NCBI's taxonomy places the organism in Eukaryota, Viridiplantae, Streptophyta, Magnoliopsida, Brassicales, Brassicaceae.